AUGAUCGCUAUCGACGUUUCUGUAGUGAGCUCAGAGCAGCUGUUGGUGGUGGAGUGGCUGAAGAACGAGGAGAUCAUCGACCCGGCGGAUGACAGGAACUACUACAUCACCAUCGACCACAACCUGAUCAUCAAGCAGGCGCGUCUGUCCGACACGGCCAACUACACCUGUGUCGCCAAGAACAUCGUUGCCAAACGACGCAGCACCACGGCAACGGUCAUCGUCUACGUGAACGGGGGCUGGUCCACGUGGACCGAGUGGUCCGUGUGCAACAGCCGCUGCGGCCGCGGCUUCCAGAAGCGCACGCGGAGCUGCACCAACCCAGCGCCCCUGAACGGAGGAGCCAUCUGCGAGGGCCAGGGCCUCCAGAAGCUGGCCUGCAACCCCCUCUGCCCAGUGGACGGCCUGUGGACAGAGUGGACUAAGUGGUCCCCCUGUGGGACAGAGUGUACCCACUGGAGGAGGAGAGAGUGCGGCGCCCCCGCGCCCAAAAACGGGGGGAAGGACUGUGAGGGCACGGUGCUGCAGUCCAAGAACUGCACCGACGGCCUGUGUAUGCAGAAACCAGACCCCUACAACCCCCCUACCCCCCCAGAACCAGACCCCUACAACCCCCGUACCUCCCAGAACCAGACCCCUACAACCCCCCUACCCCCCUCCAGAACAGGACCUGACCCAGAACUCCCCUCCACCCUCCUAGAUCCAGACCAGCCCUAG
This is a messenger RNA of Osmerus eperlanus (European smelt), 717 nucleotides long. RefSeq names its product netrin receptor UNC5C-like. Bases 1 to 717 code for a protein of 238 amino acids. The transcript has 5 exons. NCBI's taxonomy places the organism in Eukaryota, Metazoa, Chordata, Actinopteri, Osmeriformes, Osmeridae. The record is from RefSeq and is a predicted model, not a curated record.